This is a messenger RNA of Hemicordylus capensis (graceful crag lizard), 5353 nucleotides long. It is a transcript of the gene SEC14L2, whose product is annotated as SEC14 like lipid binding 2. Bases 102 to 1331 code for a protein of 409 amino acids. Lineage: Eukaryota; Metazoa; Chordata; Lepidosauria; Squamata; Cordylidae. Gene Ontology annotation, cellular component: cytoplasm. The transcript has 12 exons. The record is from RefSeq and is a predicted model, not a curated record.
AGCUCCGUUGUUGCCCGCCCGCGCGGCGCCUGCCAGGUAGAAAAAGCCGGUGGAGCGGCCGCUGCGCGCACGGGCCGGAGAAGGAGCGACCGGCAGGCAGGAUGAGUGGCCACGUCGGGGAUCUGAGCGCCAAGCAGGAGGCGGCGCUGGCCAAGUUUCGUGAGAAUAUCCAGGACAUCCUACCGGUCCUUCCCGACCAGGAUGACUAUUACAUCUUGAAAUGGCUACGAGCUCGGUGUUUUGAUCUGCAGAAAUCGGAAGCCAUGAUCCGGAAGAAUGUUGAGUUCCGGAAACACAUGGGCGCUGAUUCGAUCAAGCAAUGGCAGGCCCCAGAGAUUGUUGAGAAGUACCUGAGUGGAGGAAACUGUGGCUUUGACCGGGAUGGUGCCCCCAUCUGGUACGAGAUCAUCGGACCCCUGGAUGCGAAAGGGAUCCUCUUUUCGGCUUCCAAGCAAGAUUUGCUCAAAAAAAAGUUCCAGGAAUGUGAGAGGAUACGGGAUCUGUGUGAUGAGCAGACCAAGAAACUCGGGAGGAAGAUUGAAACCACCACUAUGAUUUAUGAUUUUGAAGGACUGGGCCUUAAGCAUCUGUGGAAGCCGGCUGUAGAAGCUUACAUAGAGCUUCUUACUAUGUUUGAAGACAACUACCCAGAGUCCCUCAAGCGCGUCUUUAUCAUUAAAGCUCCCAGGCUCUUCCCCGUGGCUUACAACCUGGUGAAGCACUUCCUGAGUGAAGACACGCGAAACAAAAUUAUCAUCUUGGGAGGUAACUGGAAAGAAGUCCUGCAAAAGCACAUUGACCCCAAGGAGAUCCCUGUGGAAUAUGGGGGGACCCUCACCGACCCCGAUGGCAACCCCAAAUGCCAGACUAAGAUUUGCUAUGGGGGUGAAGUUCCCAAGAAGUACUACGUGCGGGACCAGGUGAAGCAGCAGUACGAAAACUCAGUGGUGGUGAACCGAGGCUCUUCCCACCAGAUGGAAUAUGAGAUCCUCUUUCCGGGCUGUGUGCUCAGCUGGCAGUUCAUGUCCGAAGGUGGUGAUGUGGGCUUUGGGGUCUUCCUGAAGACCAAGGUCGGUGGGCGUCAGCACGCCGGGGAGAUGACGGAAGUGUGUCCAAACCAGCGCUACAACACCCACAUGGUGCCUGAAGACGGCUCCCUCACCUGUGCCGAUGCUGGAAUCUACGUCCUGCGCUUUGACAACACGUACAGCUACCUCCAUGCCAAGAAGAUCAGCUACACAGUGGAAGUCCUCCUACCAGACAAGAAGCAGGAAGAGCAGAUCCAGCACCUGGAAGACCAGACGAAAGAUCUCAAGAUCAGUCAUGCCUGAUGGAGCCCGCUUCGCCCAAGCUGAGAACCUUGCGCCUCUCUGCAGCCCAAAAGAAGUGGCAGUGGGAAGAGUAGGGAUGUGCAAGAUGUUUCAGUGUCGAAACGUUUUGACUCGAAAUGGGGCAUUCUGGGUGUCUCAAGCUCGAAACACAACACCCUUUAAAUAAAGGGCUUUUUUCGAGCUCGGAGCAGAACAACCCCGUUUCGAUCGAAACGUUUCGAGCACCUUUUUGGAGGCCUGUUUUUCCCCUUGCUGACUGGUUUUCUGGCACUGGCUUCCGAUAGGCUUGCAAUCUCCUUGCUUCUUGGUUGGCUUGUUAUCCUACAAAUCAAGUGUUGUGAUGGGCAACUGUGCCCCCAUUGGCAGGGGUGAGGGAGCAGGGUGGGGGGAUCCCAGAAGAAAGGAGUUUCAAACUGUAGGGACAGGGAGGCAGAGAGAGCCCUUAUAGUGUGCCUCUCUUGAAGAGGAUCCCUCAGGAGAGGAGGAAGGUAGGCUUGAUUUUGUCAGCAGUGAGUAUAAUAUGUAAUAAGAGUGUAAGCAGUGAUUUUUUUCCCCUUUUCUCAGCAAUGAGUAUAAUAUGCUGUGCUAUUACUUCUAUAACUAUCUGGUUUUGCUGGAUCUCAGAUUGACAGGAUUUGGGUGCUUGCCUUCCGUGAACUGUGGUUUGUUUUGUUUGUGAGAUAGUGUUGUGGUGAGAAAUGGACAGUGGCAACUCUGUGUAAUAUUUCUUGGUGAUUGCUAUGAUGAGCUCCAUGUCUGUCCUUGAGACCAACUUGUGCUUCACUCGCUGCUCUGCGUUCUGCAUUGCAGGAUGUACUCAGUCAAAAUGUGGCUGAAGACGUUGUUCCAGUGGAGCUUAUGCUUGCCGCUAAGUAAGAGUGCUGCUGUGGCAGCUGUUGCAAUGCUCGGAAGCAAGAAGUCCUAAUUGUGUGUGAGAGAGCAACUUGUGCCAGUGCUGUAACUGAGCGUAGGCACAGUGGCUGGCAGUGGAUUCUGGGUCAGUGAUUCUUUUUGGGCCAUUUCUGGACCGUGCUCGAAAUGUGUGUUCUUUUACUGUGUGCUUCUGCAGUAUUUUUCAAGGCAGGGAUGCAAAAUGCAUUGCAUAUUGCAAUGCAAAACUUGUGUGCAUGCACUCUGUGAGUGCAGCUUGUUCCAGCCAUAGCGAACAACGAGGCACUCGAAAUAUCCAGUUGUUCCCCAUGGCUAGUUCCUAGGGACACCAAAGAGGGUUGGGUGGUAGGGCAUGAUGAGUGCUACCUACCACCCAGCCCACAAAAGAAAUGGGCAAGCAGGCGAUUUUUAACCAAUUUUUAACCUUUUCCCCAAACUCUCCAUAGAAUCCUAUAGAGGUCUAGGGGAAAGAUUCAAAAUCACCUGCUUGUCCAUCCCUUUUGUGGGUUGGGUGAUAGGUUGCCCUUGGUGUCCCUAGAAUCUACCCAAGGGUAACAAUGGGGUGUUUCAAGUUUCCCAAUGGCCAAAAGGUUUCGAGUUUUGUUCCGUUGAAACAGCUGGUUCAACCGCUGUCUUGAUGAACAUUUCAGCCACCCGCGUUUCGCUUCGAGCUCGAAACGAAAUGCAAAAUCAGUUUCAUGCACAUUCCUAGGGAGGGGCCUUUCGAGGACGAGGUGGUGGAGUGAACUCUUCAGGGAUAGAAUAUCUAGGCUUUGGGGGAGUUAACUGGGGGGGGGGAGGGUGGCAGCUGACCACUGGAUGAAUUUGCCCAGAUGCAGAUGACAUGGUAAUGAGAUGAUGCAUUAUACUCUCCCACGGUCGUAUAAGAUGGCUAAUCACCCGUCUUUAGUGUGGUGGCGGAUUGAUGCAGUCACGUUUGGGUGGCAGUAGAGGGUUGGCUCUUAUCCACCCAAUAUUUGGGAUGGGUUCUCCGAGUUGUUUGCCAGCUUUUUGCUAGCCUAGUGAGGGACAGAUGAAAUAGCCUGAUGCCUCUUUACGUAAUGUUUUAGAGCUAGGGUAUACACAUGGCCCGGGUGGGAAGAGGAGAGAAGCUCACAAGCCGGCUGGGAAGGCUGUAGCCCUUCUACGGUUAAGGUUCCCUGUGUGCAGAGAUAUGCUCCGACUGUUCACGGAAAUUCAGUUUGGCUAUCCUGGCAAAUAGCCACUGCGAGAGAAUUCGUGGAGACGAGGCCUAGUCUUGUGUUUCGGCCCUCUCUGUUCAGCGGCCACUGCCACUUCUUCAGAUCCUGCAUCCCACACAUUUAUGAAGCGUUGUGUAAAGAGCUGCUUGCUUGUUAUCCAGGCCUGCACGACUUGCGACUGCUGGUUUAGCCUAGUGGCUCGCCGGGUACUUGACAUCCCCGCCUCGAUUGAAACGGCUCCCCCCCCAAACCAGGCACUACGUGUGCUGAAAAAUAAUCGCCUCAAAAAGGUCUCCAACUGGCUUCUGGCAACCUAUGGUUUGCUGCCACAAAACUGCCUUAAAUCAGGGGUUGUCAAGCCCAGGGCCCCAGCUGCUGUUGGACUACUUACUUACUUAAAUUAAUUAAUUAAUAUAAUUAUUACUACAUUUCUAUCCUGCUCUUCCUCCGAGGAGUCCAGAGUGGUGUACAUGGUUAUGUUCAUCCUCACGACAACCCGUUGAGGCUAAGAGAGAGAAGACUGGCCCAGAGUCACCCAGUGAGUUUCAUGGCUGAAUGGGGAUUUGAACUCGGGUCUCCCUAGUCUUAGUCCAGCACACCACAAUGGCCUUGUGGUGAGGGUGAUGGGGGUUGUAGUCCAACCACACCUGGAGACUGAAGCUUGAGAACCUCUUCCUUAAACAAUGCCUACUGGCCUCUUGUUCUCCAAAGAAGGCCUAGAAACCGGUGAAAACCAAGAUGGAAGCCCACGAAGAUGGCAUGCUCAACUCGGGACCAAGUUUGCCAGUGUGAGCAUCCCUACUUACCUCACCUCUUCACAGGCAUCACUGUCAACCUUCCAGGGAUGCUCCUGGCCCCAGUCCUCCAAAAUGGCCCAUCAUGAGAAUUCCAAUCUUCCUCCUCAACUAAAAAAUAAAUAAAUUAGAAAAGGGAAGGAUAACUUUCAGAACAUGACUGAAAAUGACCCUGCCGUUGCUCUUUAUUACUGACACGUCUAACUGAUCUGUGUUUUAGCUGAAUGUAUCGCACGCCUCCCCCUGGGCACGCUUGGGGCAGCUAACAGAAGGAACAAGAAAUACCGACCGUAACUCAGGGCAUUCCGUCAGCCAUUUAAGCAUCGGCCUAUAGAAAGGGGAUCCUGGACAGAAACUUGGACGGGCUGGAUCUGGCCUCUCUCUCUCUUGGCCCAGGGCCCCGAGAGCUGUAUGUGAAGGAUUGCAACCUCAGUUUCCCCAGAAGUUGUUGGACUACAACUCCCAUCAUCCCCAGCCUUUGGCCAUUGUGGCUGGGAUGAUGGGAAUUGUAGUCCAACAUCACCCAGGUUUGAGAACCCCUGCCCAACACAUUCUGUGUAGCAUCAGCAUACACAGAACCUCAGUCGGCAGCUGGCCACCAGCCCAGUUCUCAAUUCAAAAACCGUUUCCCAGAUUGACUAAGUUUUUUGCUCAACAUAUUUUUCUACUGCUUCUUGGAGCUAACGCAGACAGAUGGUUUUAGUGCUGCCUGCACUGAGUUCAAGGGACAGGGAAUGCUCGGGGAAGGGGUUCUUAAACUUGGGUUGGACUACAACUCUCAUCACCCCGUGCCACAGUGGCCCAGUGCCAAGGAUGAUGGGAAUUGUAGUCCAACAUUUGGGGACCAAGGCUGAGGAACCUUGGCUUAGCAGGAAGCCAUUGCCUGGUCCAGGUGUGCUCUAGGACUUCUCUUUCAAAAGGUUUGCCAAUAUUGAGAAAGGCAGACCUAUCCCCCGAGAAAAUCCACAUGGACAUGUACUUCCUUGGCUGGAGGUGAGCCUCCAAAUCUUGCUGGGCUUUCUGGAAACAACAUAGCACUUUUUGACCCCUUCCUCUAGAGUCUUUCAAUGAUCCUGAAUAAGAGAGAAAUGUUAAUAAACUUAAUGUCUGUCGAAUUGGUAUGGCAGAUGAGCAA